CCUCUUCAAAUAAUGAACCAGUCUUCCUUCAAAUUUAAAUUCGUUGGUUGCUUCUUUUCAGUUUUCAUUUCGUUUUCUCCUGAUCUGACUGAUAAGCAAAAAAUAGUCUCUCACAAUAGUAAAGGCCUCACUUCACACAGAUCUUAGCGUUUAGACAAUUUGAUCAAAAAAAGGCGUCGUUUUCAUCGGAGCGGAAAUGGCAGCGAAGCAAAUGGAGGAGAUUCAGAGGAAAUUAGGAAUGCUGAAUUAUCCAAGAGCCAAUGCGCCGGCGCAGUCUCUUCUCUUCGCCGGCAUGGAGCGUUACGCUCUUCUCGAAUGGCUCUUCUUCAAGUUAUUGGGCGAUAAAUCUCCUUUCUCACAACAAAAUUUACAGGGAGAUGCUAUGGAUCGCGAUGAAGAGACCGGUCGCAUUCAAUAUUUGGCAGAGAUUGCGAAGUUUUUGGGUAUUACAACAACUAUAGAUGUUGAAGCCAUUCAAGGGCGUGGAAGUUAUGAAGAUCGAACUGAAAUGCUUCAACUUAUAGUUGAUCUUGUGGAGGCGAGCAUCUAUGCUGAUAAUCCUGAUUGGAGCAUUGAUGAGCAAGUAGCAAAGGACAUACAACUAAUAGACUCUAUUGCAGAGAAACAAGCUCUUAUUUUCUCAGAAGAAUGCAAGUUGUUCCCUGCAGAUGUGCAGAUUCAGUCAAUAUAUCCAUUACCAGAUGUUUCUGAGCUGGAGACAAAGCUUUCAGAACAAUCAAAGAUACUCUCGAAUCUUCAACAGAAGGUCACAGAUUUGGCAUCUAAGCAUGCUUACAAUCCAGAUGAGGAGUAUGCAGAGGUGGAAUCCCAACUUCGGGCUAAUCUGGAAUCUUUUCUUGAAACCGCAAGAUCAUUUAAUACAAUUUACACCAAGGAAAUUCGCCCCUGGACUCACAUGAUGGAGGUACCACAGCUUCAUGGGUUUGGGCCUGCUGCCAAUCGCUUGUUAGAGGCAUACAAGAUGCUUUUAAAGUUCUUAGGUAACUUGAGAAAUCUUAGGGACUCAUAUGCAGCCCUUGGUGUUGGAUCGUCUGAAACAAUUGCUGGCGAGCCCUCUUCAGUCACAAGAAUUAUUUCAGAGUGUGAAUCUGCCUUAACAUUUUUAAACCAUGAUCUUGGAAUUCUUUCGGCCUCAAUUGCGCGUGAGCAAGGUGAAAAGGUGACUUUAUGAAAUAUUUUUAAAAGAUAGGGAAGACUGUCACCUCCUCUACUUCUUUUUUUUGAUAUGUUUUCCAGUUAUAUUUUCCAAAGCCAUCUUAGCUUUUUGAUUUCUUUAAUCGCUUAAUUGAUUGUUAAUUAAAUUCCACUCUGAGGAAAUGAUGAGUCUUAGAGGCCACAUUUUUAGUUAUAGUAUGGUGUUUUGUAUCUGUAUCAUGGUGGUGUGUAAUUUGUAGAUAUGAAUUUCAUGACUUUUAUACGCUAAUAUUGCUCUAGUUACGAUUGAAUACGAUAAGGUUUACAUGAUUAGUCCAUUGUCCUUA
This is a messenger RNA of Pistacia vera, 1502 nucleotides long. RefSeq names its product AUGMIN subunit 7. Gene Ontology annotation, cellular component: HAUS complex. The record is from RefSeq and is a predicted model, not a curated record. Lineage: Eukaryota; Viridiplantae; Streptophyta; Magnoliopsida; Sapindales; Anacardiaceae. The coding region runs from base 197 to 1192 and encodes 331 amino acids. Gene Ontology annotation, biological process: centrosome cycle; spindle assembly. The transcript has 10 exons. Gene Ontology annotation, molecular function: microtubule minus-end binding.